AUGUCAGCAACUCCCGGCACAAGACGCCACCGACACACAUCUCGCAACGACCGCACAAGCACAACCGCAAACAGACACACACAAGCACCCUCACGAGCCUCAACCCCUCCCCUCCCAGCCUACGAGCCGCCCAUCGCGCCCCUAAACGCCGCAGGGCACAAUGCGAUCAUCGCGCUCCUGAACGCGCCGUCCCUGCGGCAGCUGAAGACACACAUCCAACGCGCGGAGGAGACACUGACCGAUUCGGCGGGGGAGGUCAACGAGCGGCUUACGGAUGCGCGGGUGCGGUAUCAGAAGGAGAGGGCGCGGAAGCGGAGGAGGGCGAAUGGGGAGACGCCUGGUGCGGAGGGGGUCGGUGCGAAGCAGGAGGAAGGGGAGGAUGACAACGAGGAUGACGAUGAUGGUGAUGACGGGGACGAGAUAAACCGGCUUGCGCGGUUGGAGGAGCAGGUUCAGAGUGUUACGGAGGAAUUGGAGGCGCGGAUGCGGCAGACGAUUGAUGCGGAGGUGAAGCUUGAGGGUUUGAAGGGGGUGCUGGCGGAUAUGGCCAAGGAGGCGGAGGAGGCUACUAUUGCGGGUGCUGGGGCUGGGGCUGCGGAACUGCGGAGUCGGCGGACGAGGCGGAGACGAGGCGAUGACGAGGGGGAUCAGGACCCCGAAGAAGAGGGUGAUGAGGACUACGAAGCGACGCCCGAGCCGCAGAUGACGGGUAUCCCGCCUAGCCGGCGGCUAGAUCAGAAGCUGGAUGAGGAGUCGGCGCGAUGGACAAGUCAAUCCUUGACUCAGAGAUACUCCACGAACAAUGCCUACAUUGGCUUCUACCGCAUCGUUCACGACGCCAAACACCCCGGCGACGACAUCCCGCCCCUCCCACACGCCUCCACUUGGUUUGCGCACAUGGAAGAUCCCCACGCAACUACAACCUCCACCACCGACCAGACAUCGGCCCGCCGCACCCGCCAACGCCGGAGCCCCUCGCCUGCAGACUCGGACGAGAUCGCCAUCGAGCGCGAGCGCAUAUCUCUCAAAUGCCCCCUCACCCUCCUCCCCUUCCGGGACCCCGUCACCAGCACCAAAUGUCCGCAUAGUUUCGAGCGCGAGGCCAUCACCGAUAUGAUAGCACACAGUUCCACAACCGUCCCUGGGCCGCCGUCACGCGGCCGGAGAAAUCGUAUUCGCUGCGUCAAGUGUCCUGUCUGCUCAAUUGUGUUGACCGCCGAAGAUCUGCGCAGUGAUCCUGUCCUGCUGCGCAGAGUGCGUCGCGCCGAAGCAGCAUCACAGCGGGAAGCGGAGGAUGACGAGCUGGAUGCUCAUGGGAACCCCCGGAGGCGACCUCGGGAAGGGCGCAAGAGUGGUAUCACUGUUGCAAGCGAUGAUGACUCGGAAGAGGGGGGUACCACGUAUCAGGAGCCAACCGAUGCUGCUAUUCGGAUCAAGCAGGAAAGAUUGUCGCAGGCUCAAGGUGCGCUGUCAGAUGAAGUGGAUGAUGACGAGUAG
Aspergillus fischeri NRRL 181 is the source of this 1497-nucleotide messenger RNA. Its product is annotated as SUMO ligase MMS21. Gene Ontology annotation, biological process: double-strand break repair via homologous recombination; protein sumoylation. Gene Ontology annotation, molecular function: SUMO ligase activity; zinc ion binding. NCBI's taxonomy places the organism in Eukaryota, Fungi, Ascomycota, Eurotiomycetes, Eurotiales, Aspergillaceae. The record is from RefSeq and is a predicted model, not a curated record. Bases 1 to 1497 code for a protein of 498 amino acids. Gene Ontology annotation, cellular component: Smc5-Smc6 complex; nucleus. The transcript is spliced from 2 exons.